GCAGACGUGGCUCGGGCGUCCUGCUCCCUCGCCCCUCCGCGGAACCUGCAGGCGCCACUGCUGCAGAAACCACCAAACUUUUUCCCCCGGAGCGGCAGCCCUGGGCUUGGCGUCUUCGAUCCUGCCCUCUGCAGCGAGCCUCCGGAGAAAAUAGAGACGCAGCCUUCCCGGAGAGGAGCUUCCCACUUCUCUGCCUGCCUCUCCCCUCUAGGAAAGCUAGAGCUGCUGUACACCACCGGAUAAGAGCGAGGUCAAAGAGCAGUGCCCAGGGCUCUGCACGUCUCGCCGCCGCGGGCCUCCAGGACAGCGACCACCAACUCGGAUUUCCAGGGCCCGGGUCUCGCAGGUUGGCCUGGGCAUCCUUGGCCCAAGAGAAAGCUAAAAAAAAAAAUAAGUCGGCAGGAAGAAAACACGGCCCCUUGCGCCUCCACUGCAGUCAGCUCCAGCGCUCAGGCUGUGCCGCCAGAGGAAGAGGCAGAGAACGCGGCGGGAGAGCGAGAUCUCCAGGCCCGCCGGUGCGCGCGCCCGUCGGAGACUGUCGAGACCAGAAGUUGCGAGCGCGCACCAACCAAACUGACCCGAAAGACCAAGCGCAGAGACCCCAGGCAACCCGAAGAAGGCCGCGGAGAGAAGCCCGAGAGGGCCUGGGAGACAAGAGGGCCGAGUGGCGGGGCUGGACGGGCGGAGUGGGCGUGAGUGAGGCCAGCCAGGCCCCGGGAGCCGGGUACGGAGCGACGCUGCGGCCCACUGUGGGCCUGGGCCGGGGGGCCAGGGAGGAGGAGCCGGCGGCGAUGCCGCGGCCGGGGAAGAGCUCCUACAGCGACCAAAAGCCGCCCUACUCGUACAUCUCGCUGACCGCCAUGGCCAUCCAGCACUCGGCCGAGAAGAUGCUGCCCCUGAGCGACAUCUACAAGUUCAUCAUGGAGCGCUUCCCCUACUACCGCGAGCACACACAGCGCUGGCAAAACAGCCUGCGCCACAACCUCUCCUUCAACGACUGCUUCAUCAAGAUCCCUCGCAGGCCGGACCAGCCCGGUAAGGGGAGCUUCUGGGCGCUGCACCCCGACUGCGGCGACAUGUUCGAGAACGGCAGCUUCCUACGUCGCCGCAAGCGCUUCAAGGUGCUGCGCGCCGACCACGCUCACCUGCACGCUGGAGGCUCCAAGGGCGCACCGGGCGCUGGGCCCGGAGGGCACCUGCACCCGCACCACCCGCACCAUCACCAUCACCACCAUCACCACCACCACGCCGCCGCGCACCACCACCACCACCACCACGCCGCACCCCCGCCGCCGCCUCCGCCCCCGCCGCCGCCGCACAUGGUGCACUACUUCCAUCAGCAGCCGCCGCCCGCCCCGCCGCCGCCACCGCCGCCGCCGCACCUCCCGUCGCAGCCCGCGCCGCAGCCGCCCCAGCAGGCGCAGCCUCAGCAGCCGUCUCACCCCGGCAAGAUGCAGGAGGCGGCUGCCGUGGCGGCGGCGGCGGCCGCGGCCGCGGCGGCAGCAGUGGGCAGCGUGGGGCGCCUGUCUCAGUUCCCACCCUACGGGCUGGGUUCGGCUGCCGCCGCUGCCGCCGCCGCGGCCGCGUCCACCUCUGGCUUCAAACACCCGUUCGCCAUCGAGAACAUCAUCGGCCGGGACUACAAGGGCGUGCUGCAGGCUGGAGGGCUGCCCUUGGCGUCUGUCAUGCACCACCUGGGCUACCCCGUGCCCGGCCAGCUCGGCAACGUUGUGAGCUCGGUGUGGCCGCAUGUGGGCGUCAUGGACUCGGUGGCCGCGGCAGCCGCUGCGGCUGCCGCCGCCGGAGUCCCUGUCGGGCCGGAGUACGCGGCCUUCGGGGUGCCCGUCAAGGCCCUAUGCCACUCAGCGAGCCAGAGCCUGCCUGCUGUGCCAGUGCCCAUCAAGCCCACGCCUGCGCUGCCGCCCGUGACCGCGUUGCCGCCGGCGCUCGCCGUCCCCGCAGCCUCCCAGCAGCCGCCCGCGCCUUCCACCGUGUGUUCUGCAGCCGCAGCCUCGCCCGCCGCCUCUCUGCUGGAGCCCGCGACCGCGAGCGCGGCCGAGAGCAAGGGCGGCUCCCUGCACUCGGUGCUGGUGCACUCGUAGGGGGCCUGGUGGGCCAGGGCGAGGGGCGCGUGUAGAGACGCCCGGCGUUGAGCUGCGCCAGAGCAAGGCCGGGCGCAGCCGCCAGGGCUGGCCUUUGCGCAAAAGGACGGCCUCCAAACGGACGGCACACCCCAGAAGGGGAUUCUCCAGUGGUCUGAAUAAAUAUAACCCUCUUGGUGUCUGUGUUUAUACUAUGUUGUACAGUCAGAUGAAUGAAAGCCAGUUUUCAGGUAAGAGUUCCUAUUGUCGUUAAUAUUCUACUCGCUAAGUUAUAGGGAGAGGGGGAGGGAGGGAGCGAAGGCGAUUAGGGAAGCCUUACUCGCCGGCAAAGUGGAAGUGGAUUCCAAGCCUUCACCUGGAAGCAGCAGCAGGCGGGGCUAAACUCCCGGGGAGAAAUCCUACGAGGAGUGGCGCUGGGACGGAUCUUAGUGUCUCCGCUGGUCGCGUCCCCAGGCAGCUGCAAAAGCGAAGGGCCAUCUAGGGACAGAUCGUCUUAUUUCGGAAGAAGAAAAGAGGGGCUCUGGAUACCGUUGUUUUCCUGGUUAGCUAGAUGGGUGAGGACACAGGGUCAUGAAUAAAGUCGCUCUGGGAGGCAGUGGGAGCCGGCACGAAAGAUCUUUGAGAAAAAGUCACAUUUUUUGGUGCUCUGACCCAAGGGGUCCCGACCGAGAGAAGGAACCUCUAAAGCGAAGAGUUUGCACGAAAGAGAAUGGUCCCGGCUUAAAAGAGCAAAGCCCCAGAUUCCAAAAGCCAAGUUUGGGGAACACAGCCGAACAGGGAACAGCGCAGGCGACUUUUUCCACCCGCAGCUUGCUCAUGUAUCAGUCGGAUGAAAGGCCCCGAGGGAGCCCAAGGAUGGUGUGAAUUCCUACGAUCCAGUCCAUUUGAAAUUUUAAAGAAAGAGGGAAAAAUCACUUGUUUCGCGGGAAUUUGUUCUGCUAACUCACGAACGGGAGGAAAAGACUCGGCUCCGUGGCUCCGGACGCCUGCUGGGGCGUCGAGCUGUUCCCUACCCGCCUCCUCUAGCGGACCUCAGACCUAGGACCCAGGCGCGCUGCGGUCCACCAGCAUUCUGCGUGGCGGUGGGGCGAGUUCUUCCGUUUCAAUUCGUAAACGGAAAAGGCGCUUCCCGGGAUCCCCACCCUGGGCCCCAGGAAUAUAGCACUUUACUCGCGACAAACUUGCGGGACAGAGCGGGGAGGAGUCGGCCUCACGCCAUGGCCCUCAGUAACCGUCGGCUUUGCGUCCGCGCCGCGUUCGGGUUGUGACUGUUCCUGUCUGCAGGUGUUGUACGCGGUGUUCUUCAUUAAAGCUUCUCUGGA
This is a messenger RNA of Oryctolagus cuniculus (rabbit), 3424 nucleotides long. RefSeq names its product forkhead box B2 (gene FOXB2). The record is from RefSeq and is a predicted model, not a curated record. NCBI's taxonomy places the organism in Eukaryota, Metazoa, Chordata, Mammalia, Lagomorpha, Leporidae. Gene Ontology annotation, biological process: anatomical structure morphogenesis; regulation of transcription by RNA polymerase II; cell differentiation. Gene Ontology annotation, molecular function: RNA polymerase II cis-regulatory region sequence-specific DNA binding; DNA-binding transcription factor activity, RNA polymerase II-specific.